GAAGAGCGGCCAGUAAGGCCUGAAUAUCUAUCCAGUUCGGUUGGUUAGGAAAAUAGUAGAGAACAACUGUGCCAUUGCCUCCAGAUUCUGGCGAUAUUGGCCCACGGACUGUUUCCAAUUUAUCAAGUCUGCUGUGCUGAAUGGCACAUGGACAAAAACUGGUCUACCCUCAGGACCCACCCCUUGGCGCAAAGGGGCCUGAACUACUGGUUGGGCCCCUGAUCGUAAGUGACUCGCCACAGGGCUAAACACCCCAUCUUCUACAGUCCCUUCUAUCGCCAGAUUGCUACCACCCACAUCCGCCGGACCCGGGGACGGCACCCCGGGGCUGUCGGGGGAGGUGGGGGACGACGGACUGGACGAGCCAGCUGGGAGUCCCUGACAAGCCGUUUCAGGUGCAGCGGAACCUGAAAUCCCCUGUGGUGACACAGGGCUCACAGGAUAAGACGGGGGAGCCGUGGGAGCAAUUAGCAACUGCACGUCUUCCUCCUUCGGCUCCUCCGGACAUGCUGUGGUGACCCCCUGUAAAGCCAUUUUCUCUAAAUAUCCCACACGACUUCUGCGUAGUCCCAUCCCCAUACAAAGUCAUAUACGCCUCUACAUAAAGCAUCUCAUCCCACUUUCCUUGGCGCCUACAAAACAACUGUAACUGCAAGAUUGUGUUAUAAUCCAAAGACCCAUUCUCCGGCCAGGCUGCACCAUCCGCGAGUUGGUACUGUGGCCAACAUGUAUUGCAAUACUGAAUCAUCUGGUUUUUCGUCAUAGGGUUGCUUCCAAACUUUGGCCAGUUUUUCAAAAUGCAUCCUAGGGGACUGCAGGGCGGAAUCUUAGACUGGUUACUUCCCAUUAUCCAACUACCGGACGGCGACUGCCGCUCAGCCUCAGUACCAAACUGAUUAAAGGGAGUUCACGGGACUACCAACCGAUCUUACUCGCCUAGGGCGUCUACACGGUCGGAACUUUUAAAGCCAUCUCUUUCCCAAUCUGCUCAAAAUAUGGAAAGAAGUACUCACCAGUCCAUUGAGACCUCCCUCGCCCCGCCCGAUUAAGUUGGUCCUCCGUGCGUUGCGCCGUUGUGCCCCUCCACGACUCCGUCAGGCAACCAGGAGACGGUCAGACCUCCGACGAAUAAGGUUUUUCUCAAGAGUGACCGAGUUGCCCGAAUGGUUCACAGUGGAGGAUGCUCUGCAAAUGACUUUAGAGAUGUUUUUAAGAAAAACAUAGAAAAGAGGGUCCGAAGUUUGCCAGAGAUUGAUGGAUUAAGCAAGGAGACAGUGUUAAGUUCUUGGCUAGCCAAAUACGAUGCCAUAUACAGGGGAGAAGAGGACUUUUGCAAACAGCCGAAUAGAAUGGCAUUAAGUGCUGUAUCGGAACUUAUUCUGAGCAAGGAACAGCUUUAUGAAAUGUUUCAACAGAUUCUAGGGAUCAAAAAAUUGGAUCACCAGUUGAUUUAUAAUGCCUGCCAACUGGAUAAUGCAGAUGAACAAGCAGCUCAGAUCAGACGUGAGCUAGACGGACGUCUACAACUGGCAGAACAAAUGGCAAAGGAGAGAAAAUUUCCAAAGUUUGUAGCGAAAGAAAUGGAGGGCAUGUAUAUAGAAGAGUUGCGGUCUUCAGUGAAUUUGUUAAUGGCAAAUUUGGAAAGUCUUCCAGUGUCUAAAGGUGGCCCAGAAUUUAAAUUGCAGAAGUUGAAGCGAUCACAGAAUUCAGCUUUCUUGGACAUAGGUGAUGAAAAUGAGAUUCAGCUGUCAAAAUCUGAUGUGGUUCUCUCAUUCACACUAGAGAUUGUAAUAAUGGAAGUGCAGGGUUUAAAGUCAGUAGCUCCCAAUCGGAUUGUUUACUGCACAAUGGAAGUGGAAGGAGGAGAGAAACUUCAGACUGAUCAGGCAGAAGCUUCAAGGCCACAAUGGGGAACUCAAGGGGAUUUCACCACUACCCAUCCUCGGCCUGUGGUCAAAGUAAAGCUCUUUACAGAAAGCACAGGGGUCCUAGCACUUGAAGAUAAAGAACUAGGAAGGGUGAUAUUGUAUCCAACAUCCAAUAGCUCAAAGUCACCUGAGUUGCAUAAAAUGUUAGUCCCCAAAAACAGUCAGGAUACUGACUUGAAGAUUAAACUAGCAGUGAGAAUGGAUAAGCCACCACAUAUGAAGCACUGUGGAUAUUUAUAUGCUUUUGGACAGAAGGUUUGGAAAAGAUGGAAAAAACGCUACUUUGUCCUUGUUCAGGUUAGCCAGUAUACCUUUGCUAUGUGCAGUUACAGAGAAAAGAAAUCUGAGCCUCAGGAAUUAAUGCAGCUUGAAGGAUACACCGUGGAUUAUACAGCUCCUCACCCAGGUCUUCAGGGUGGCCAGAUGUUUUUCAAUGCUGUUAAAGAAGGAGAUACAGUAAUAUUUGCCAGUGAUGAUGAGCAGGAUAGAAUACUAUGGGUUCAAGCAAUGUACAGGGCAACAGGUCAAUCAUAUAAGCCUAUUCCUGCAAGUCAAGCACAAAAGAUGAAUCCCAAAGGAGGAAAUGUCCACACAGAUUUAUCACAGCAUUAUGCAGAUCGUGGUCAGAAACAUGGUAUGGAUGAGUUUAUUUCUGCUAAUCCCUGCAAAUUUGACCAUGCUUCCCUCUUUAGACUGCUUCAGAGGCAGACCUUGGAUCAUAGAUUGAAUGAUUCCUAUUCUUGUUUGGGUUGGUUUAGCCCAGGCCAAGUCUUUGUGUUGGAUGAAUACUGUGCUCGUUAUGGUGUGAGAGGCUGUCACCGCCAUCUCUGCUAUCUUAAUGAAUUGAUUGAACAUUCAGAAAAUGGUGCUGUCAUUGACCCAACCUUGCUCCAUUACAGCUUUGCUUUCUGUGCUUCUCAUGUUCAUGGCAACAGGCCUGAUGGAAUUGGAACAGUAUCAGUUGAAGAGAAAGAAAGGUUUGAGGAAAUUAAAGACAGACUUUCCACCCUCUUAGAAAACCAGAUAAGCCACUUCAGAUACUGUUUUCCAUUUGGACGUCCUGAAGGAGCUUUAAAAGCCACACUUUCAUUACUUGAAAGGGUUUUAAUGAAAGAUAUUGCCACUCCCAUACCAGCAGAAGAGGUGAAGAAAGUGGUCAGAAAAUGUCUGGAGAAAGCUGCCUUGAUCAAUUACACUCGACUUACAGAAUAUGCCAAAAUAGAAGCAACAACAGAGAAGGAUCAAGAGACCAUGAACCAAGCAAUACCUGCUAGAAAGCUGGAAGAGGUUCUUCACCUUGCAGAACUCUGCAUCGAAGUAUUGCAGCAAAAUGAAGAGCAUCAUUCAGAGGCAUUUGCUUGGUGGCCAGAUUUAUUGGCUGAGCAUGCAGAGAAAUUUUUGUCCCUUUUCUCUGUUGAUAUGGAUUCGGUAUUGGAGGCACAACCACAAGAUUCCUGGGACAGUUUUCCACUUUUUCAGUUGCUAAAUAACUUCUUAAGAAAUGACAUAUUUUUGUGCAAUGGAAAGUUUCACAAGCACUUGCAAGAAAUUUUUGUUCCCCUGGUCAUCCGCUACAUUGAUCUCAUGGAAUCAUCUAUCGCUCAGUCCAUUCACAGAGGUCUUGAACAAGAAUCGUGGCAACCUGUCAAGAGCAUCACCAACAGUCUUCCCAAUGUAGCUCUUCCAAAAGUUCCAAGUUUGCCUCUUAAUCUUCCACAGAUUCCUAGUUUUUCUACACCAACUUGGAUGGCUUCUUUAUAUGAUUCCACCAAUGGUUCAGCUACAUCAGAAGAUCUCUUUUGGAAACUGGAUGCACUACAAAUGUUUGUUUUUGAUCUACACUGGCCAGAACCAGAAUUUGCACAUCAUUUAGAGCAAAGACUUAAACUUAUGGCCACUGAUAUGAUAGAAGCCUGCGUCAAAAGAACAAGAGUUGCUUUUGAACUGAAGCUGCAAAAGACAAACAAAUCAACAGACUUGCGCAUUCCUGCUUCUCUGUGUACAAUGUUUAAUGUAUUAGUUGAUGCCAAAAAACAAACUGCUAAACUCUGCAUUUUGGACGGAGGGCAAGAGUUUGCUAGUCAGUGGAAACAAUACCAUUCCAAAAUAGAUGACUUGAUUGAGGAAACUGUUAAAGAAAUUAUUUCUCUUCUUGUUUCAAAGUUUGUUUCAGUAUUAGAAAGUGUGCUGUCUAAAUUAUCAAGGUAUGAUGAAGGCACUUUCUUCUCAUCGAUCCUUUCAUUCACUGUGAAAGCGGCUGCAAAAUAUGUUGAUGUACCUAAACCAGGAAUGGAUCUAGCAGAUACCUACAUCAUGUUUGUUCGGCAAAACCAAGAUAUACUUCGAGAAAAGGUCAAUGAGGAAAUGUAUAUAGAAAAGUUAUUUGAUCAAUGGUACAGCAGCUCCAUGAAAGUCAUAUGCGUAUGGUUGGCUGACAGAUUAGACCUUCAACUUCACAUCUACCAACUGAAGACUCUCAUCAAGAUAGUGAAGAAAACCUACCGAGACUUCAGGUUGCAGGGUGUGUUGGAAGGAACAUUGAACAGUAAAACCUAUGAUACUGUUCACAGCCGUCUUACAGUAGAAGAGGCUACAGUCUCAGUCACUGAUGCAGGAGGACUUCAAGGUAUCACCAUGAAAGACAGUGAUGAAGAAGAAGGGUAAUAGUAAGCUAUUUCACCUAGAGGUUAAUGCUAGGUGUUUGUUUUGUAACUUGUCCUGGUAUUUGCAUUUAUAGUUUUGCCUUAUAACACAAUUGCAGAUGUGUAAUUCAUUCCUUUUUUAAAAAAAUUGACAGCAAAGUUAUUUAGAGAAAAGAGCCAAGGACUUUCUGAGAACAACGGUUUUAGCAUAAUUUAGUGUGUAGUUUUGCUUAGAUCUGUGAGAGUACUGGCAUGGAAUUUGAGUUGCACUUGUGGUCAAGUUUGUUUCCUUUGUUAGUUACCAUCUGUUCUUGUAACUCCAUCAAAUAGUGAUGUCCUGUGCAGAAAACAAGAUGUGUGCCUCCCAUAAAACACAAUCAUUAUACAGGAAGUCAUUCUUGGAAUAAUUCAGUGCCCUUGAUAAAAUUUAGUGUGUUUUCAGGAUUAUACUUUACAUGUAUUUUUUCCUGCUUUGUACUUAAUUUUUUCAUUAUUGUGCAGUGUGCAUUAAAACUUAUACCUUGGUUCUUAGUGUUUUAAGUUUGAUAUAUACAUAGGAAGACUUCAAGGACACUAAACUACUUAGGAGUGCUUUGUCUUCUGUCCCCCCAUGUUUGUUUUGCAAGUUUAAGGAUAUCUCAUCAUGCUGGAUGUCAGUAAGCUUGCCAUCAAUGUUUCUAUUUCUAUGUGACAAUUUGCAGGCAAUAAGAACACAAUUUGUCGUGACCCCUUCUGUAUCUAUCCAACUUUGUAUAGAAUUCUAAAAUAAAAAAUGUUUUCAGUAUUUCAAAGCA
Molecule: messenger RNA, 5364 nt
Organism: Alligator mississippiensis (American alligator)
Lineage: Eukaryota; Metazoa; Chordata; Crocodylia; Alligatoridae
Gene: CADPS2
Product: calcium dependent secretion activator 2
Exons: 29
Coding region: 1164-4592 (1142 amino acids)
Biological process (GO): dense core granule exocytosis; synaptic vesicle exocytosis; positive regulation of exocytosis
Cellular component (GO): glutamatergic synapse
Source: RefSeq, a predicted model, not a curated record